Molecule: messenger RNA, 2784 nt
Organism: Myotis daubentonii (Daubenton's bat)
Lineage: Eukaryota; Metazoa; Chordata; Mammalia; Chiroptera; Vespertilionidae
Gene: NFE2L3
Product: NFE2 like bZIP transcription factor 3
Biological process (GO): regulation of transcription by RNA polymerase II
Cellular component (GO): nucleus
Molecular function (GO): DNA-binding transcription factor activity, RNA polymerase II-specific; RNA polymerase II cis-regulatory region sequence-specific DNA binding
Source: RefSeq, a predicted model, not a curated record
GUGGCUCCUCCUCCAUCUCGCCUGAGCUCGGCCCGGUGCGGACCGGCGAGGGAUCGCCUUUGUGCGGGCUCCGGGGAUCCGCGACGGCCGCUCGCGUCCGGCUCCAUUGUUUCGCUUCUGUGCCUCUUCCGGGCAAGCGUUGGCUGUGCGCGGGGCCCGCACGUGUCACACGGCGGCUGGAGCCGGGGACCCGCGGGCGCCGGCUGGGGCGUCCCGGGCUGCGCCGGGAGAUGAAGUACCUGAAGCCGUGGUGGUCGGACGGCGGCGGCCUCCUGCACCUCACCGUCCUGUUGAGCUUGGCGGGGCUCCACCUGGACCUGGACCUGGAUCUCUACCUGCUGCUCCCGCCGCUACGGGAUGAGCUGCUGCUUUGGGGCGGCCAGACCAGCCCCGCCUACGCGCUCAGCCCCUUCCCGGCCUCAGGAGGGUGGGGACGCGCGGACCCCCUGCACCCCAAAGGACGGGGGCCGGACCCCGCGGCCGAGCCCGAGGGCCAGCUGCUCCGGGAGGUGCGCACGCUGGGGGUCCCUUUCAUCCCCCGCACCCACGUGGAUGCGUGGCUGGUGCACAGCGUGGUGGCCGGGGACACCGACGGGGCGCACGGGCUGCUCGGCGCCGCCGCAGCCUCGUCGGCCGGAGGAGUCGGCGCCAGCGCGGACGGCGGCGGCCAGGCUGCGCUGGGGGGCGGCGGGGACCCCCGAGCGGCUCCGAGUAGCCCCCUGGCCGCUGGGGAGGAGGAGAAGGCACCCGCGGAACCCACGGCUCAGGUGCCGGACGCCAGCGGACGCGCGAGCCAGGAGAAUGAGGUAUUAAGAGCUACGGGUCACAGUUCCCAGCAGGAGGACAAUGAGCAAAGUGUGUCAGCCCAGAAGGACAAAUCGCUACAGCAGCAGGGUGAAGAUGAAACUAAAACAGCAGAUACGCCCGAGUGGGAGGCAGAAAAGACCACUGACACUAGGAAUGAGAGGUAUCUAAAUGAGACUGACACAUCUCUCUCUCUGGAAGACUUACUUCAGUUGCUUUCAUCACAGCCUGAAAAUUCAAUGGAGGGCAUCUCCCUGGGAGAUAUUCCUCUUCUCUCAGGAAGUAUCAAUGAUGGCAUGAAUUCUUCAGCAUACUACAAUGUGAAUUUUAGCCAGGCUGUAAGUCAUGAUGUCAAUCUCCAUGAGGCCAUGUUGCUAUGUCCAGACAAUACAUUUAGAAGAGACCCAGUAGGAAGGACUUCACAGCCACAGGAACCAUUUCUGCAGUUAAAUUCUCACACCACCAACCCUGCACAGACCCUUCCUGGAACUAAUUUGACAGGAUUUCUUCCACCUGUUGACCAUCAGAUAAGGAAUCUAACAAGCCACGACCUUCUAUAUGACCUUGAUAUAAAUAUAUUUGAUGAGAUAAAUUCAAUGUCUUUGGCGACAGGUUUUGAUGCAAUGGAGGUUUCUCACCUUUUUGGAGAACCCGAUUCUGAUUCUGGGCUUUCCUUAAAUUCAAGCCAUAAUAGCACCUCUGUCACCAAUCCUAAUUCCUGUGUUUGUGACAGUGCUAUAGGUUCUAGUAGUGACCUUGAAUCUCUUUCCCACCAUGCUUUAGAAGGGGCUGUAGGCGGCUACUACCCAGAGCCCAGUAAGAUCCGUCACAUUGAUCUUAGUAGUGAUUCUACUUUCCACGGGGACCUUGCAUUUCAACACAUAUUCCAUAACCACACUUACCACUUACAGUCAAGUGUACCAGAAUCCGCUUCUGACUUUUUAUGGCCUGGGAAGUCACAGAAAAUAAAAAGCAGGUACCUGAAUGACACAGACAGAAACUUAAGCCGUGAUGAACGCCGUGCUAAAGCUCUGCACAUCCCUUUUUCUGUAGAUGAAAUUGUCCACAUGCCUGUUGAUUCUUUCAAUAGUAUGCUAAGCAGGUACUACCUGACAGAUUUACAAGUGUCACUCAUCCGUGAUAUCAGACGAAGAGGGAAAAAUAAAGUUGCCGCUCAGAACUGUCGAAAGCGCAAACUGGACAUAAUUUUGAAUCUAGAAGAUGAUGUAUGUAACUUGCAAGCGAAGAAGGAAACCCUCAAGAGCGAGCGAGCCCAGUGUAACAAAGCCAUUAAUAUCAUGAAACAGAAACUGCACGACCUUUAUCAUGAUAUUCUUAGCAGGUUAAGAGAUGAUGAAGGUCGGCCCGUCAAUCCAAACCAAUAUGCUCUUCAAUGCAGCCAUGACGGAAGUAUUUUGAUUGUACCCAAGGAACUGAUGACCUCAGGCUACACAAAGGAAACUCAAAAGGGAAAGAGAAAAAGUGAGAGAAGAAAUUGAAAAUAGACUGAUUCCAUUAAUAUGUAUAAAGUAGUAAUAAUGCUAUAUAGAUCACAAACCUUUGAAACUGCUUCAAGGUUUGCUCAAGCAUCUUUUAAGCACUGUUACUUGAAUCACUUAAGGCUACAUUCUGAAGCUUAUAUGGACAAGUUUAGGACUUCAAGAGCAGACGUGGGAAAUCUGGGAAAGCCUCUUCUCCCCGUCAAGUCCUCCUAUGUUAUGUGCACAAUUCAUAAAUAUGUACAGAGUAGGUGACAAAACCUUGCUAGGACUAUCUACUCACUUUGGUAGCCAUUUUCUAGUAAUAUGGUCACUUUAAACAUUAACACUGGGUGUAAUUAUUUUAAAAUGUAUUUUAGUUUUUAACUUGAAGUGCAAAGUAGCCUUAACAUUCUCAUUUAGUUAGCACUGAAGUAUAAUGAACUUUUCAAAAGCUAUUUUAUUAAUACUUAAAUUGUAACUUUUUCUCUGUGGAAAUGAA